UUUUUUCUGAUUCGUGCUGUGCAAGAACCGCAAGAAGAUGCAGUUGCAUAUCCGUGGUCUGAACACUCGCGUCCUGGACGCUGAGCCCCAGGAAACCAUCAAUGAAAUCAAGCUCAAGCUUGCAUCGCUGGAAUGUAUCGAGGACCACCAGCAGCUGGUGCUGUCCUGCCAGGGCAUGAUCCUGAACGGCGAUUCGCCCGUGUCGGCCCUCAGCUCCGUCGAGUUGGACCUCACCGUACCACUGCUUGGUGGUAAGGUGCACGGUUCGCUGGCUCGUGCAGGUAAGGUCAAGGGCCAGACGCCCAAGAUCGAAAAGAAGGAAAAGAAGAAGAAGACCGGUCGUGCUAAGCGGCGCAUCCAGUACAACCGCAACUUCAACAACGUGGUGCAGGCCUUCGGUCGCCGACGAGGCCCCAACGCCAACUCGACGUAAGUUGUUGGUCUGACAGCUGAGCGGAGAUUCUUUUACGUUUACGUUUCCAACUAUGAGCGUAGGAAGAGAGAGAGGGGAGGGAUGCUAACACGACCGCAGUGUUUUUUUUUUCGGAAAUACCGUCUCUGUGGUACUGCGGUAGAAUAAAAAC
Molecule: messenger RNA, 584 nt
Organism: Uranotaenia lowii
Lineage: Eukaryota; Metazoa; Arthropoda; Insecta; Diptera; Culicidae
Product: FAU ubiquitin-like and ribosomal protein S30
Exons: 1
Coding region: 38-433 (131 amino acids)
Biological process (GO): translation
Cellular component (GO): ribosome; cytosolic small ribosomal subunit
Molecular function (GO): protein binding; structural constituent of ribosome
Source: RefSeq, a predicted model, not a curated record